AUGUUUUCCUCGCUGUUCGCGUGCGUGGCGCGGGCGUGCGCCAGCGUCGUAGCUGGGACCAAGGCCGUGGUCGACGCCGUCGUGUGCCGCCCCAGCCGCGCCGUAACCUGCUUUAUCGCCGGACUGCCCGUCAUCAGCCACGCGCAAACAGAAUUCGUCAGCCGCGCGUUCGCGCGCCGGCGCAUCCGCCUCGACGACCUGCGCGACAUUGAAAAGGCCAGCCUGCUGGCGCAGUCGCACGACGACUCGCCCGACAACAAAUCGCCGCUGCGCUUCGUCGGCGACGACAACAGCUACUGCGACUCGCCCACCCUGUCGCUCAGCGAGCUCGACGCCACCGACAACCAGUUCGUGGCCGUGCCGCUCAACCCGUCCUGCUCCAGCGCGACGGUACGCUGCAGCCCCGACGGCAACGGCCGGCUUCUAGUGCAGCGCGCCAACAGCCAGACAUGGGACGAGAUCGACGCGUCGCCGUUCCUGCGCCACGACGGCUGCGAGCCCGCGCACCAGACCCACCUCGGCCUGAGCACGGCUGAGCUCGACGCCGUGCUGCACCACCUGUACCUCGCCGACGGGCCGCGCCACGGCUGCGCGCGGGCCAGGCUGCACGCCGCCGACCACGCCGCGGUCCCCGCGCCCACCGCGUUCGCCGCGCACGCGGCGCCGUGCACCGAACCCGCCGGCCAGCCGGUGUACAUGGCGUCGGCGGUGGGCUUUGGCAAGGGCGGCGUGCACCCGUGCAAGGUGUCGCCGCUGCUCGAGGCCACGCUGUGCCGCGUGCCGUGGGGCGGCGACGAGAUUCCGCAUUUUGGCGAGUACGAUCUGCUGCCGUUCGUGCCGGAGCUGAUGGAGUUUGUCGACGCGGCGGCGAGCGAGGGCGAGGCUGCGGGUACGCCGCCGGCUGGUCGCCAGCCUGUGGUCGGUGGCUAUGAGAACGGCCGCUGGCUGUACCAUGCCAUUGCCCAGGUCGACAGCGUCUGGGUCCCGGGCAAGGCGGGGCCGCAGUUUCCCGGCGCCAUGGUGGCGUACGCUGACCGCGAGAACAUGGUCAGCCCCUGCAAGAUCCUCUGUUGGAAGUAG
Lasiosphaeria miniovina is the source of this 1080-nucleotide messenger RNA. RefSeq lists its product as uncharacterized. The transcript has 4 exons. Bases 1 to 1080 code for a protein of 359 amino acids. NCBI's taxonomy places the organism in Eukaryota, Fungi, Ascomycota, Sordariomycetes, Sordariales, Lasiosphaeriaceae. The record is from RefSeq and is a predicted model, not a curated record.